Messenger RNA from Anguilla rostrata (American eel), 4655 nucleotides. RefSeq names its product Krueppel-like factor 5. The transcript is spliced from 4 exons. The record is from RefSeq and is a predicted model, not a curated record. Gene Ontology annotation, molecular function: DNA-binding transcription factor activity, RNA polymerase II-specific; RNA polymerase II cis-regulatory region sequence-specific DNA binding. Lineage: Eukaryota; Metazoa; Chordata; Actinopteri; Anguilliformes; Anguillidae. Gene Ontology annotation, biological process: regulation of transcription by RNA polymerase II. The coding region runs from base 1369 to 2433 and encodes 354 amino acids.
GCGGCACGAUUAGACUCGGUGCACGCGUGCUUUUGCCGUUUAUGUGUGCAUAUUUAAAAUCAGAAGAAAGGAUAUGCAAGGGCGUAGUAUCCCGUAAGGUAUUAUGCUACUGAAGGUGGGAGACGGGCUGGUUGGGUGGGUGGAUGGCUGGCUGGUUGGUUGAAACUCGGCUGUCUGGCUGGCACCAGCAGCACGCAGUUGGUCACUUGACUACCAUUCCGUCAACAACUGACUCCCCCUCGCCCACGCACAUUACUUCUGGACCGAGUUGAAACUUCCCAGCAACGCCGACCUUAAUCAGAAAACUUGUGAAAGAGAUACAUGUCCAGUGAACAGCUGGAAGAUCUAAAUUCAGAAAUGGAUUCUCAUAGCUUACGCAUAGCACUUCGAGCUGGCGGCUGCUAGCUCUGUCGAAUGGGUCUUUUUCUGCCUCGCGUUCUGCCCAUCGAUUACCUGUCGCUUGAAAUAAUCCCUUUGUUCUUAUAGAGUCACAAUUUAUAUAAUUGCGCUGCACGCGGCGGCCUUAUAAAAACGAUGGAUAGCAAUAAUUUGGGGCGGGAAAAGGCGAGCGAAUGUGGACAUUUUUCCAUUUGUCAGCAUGUUCUGUUUUAGGAUCCGGAACGAGAGCGGUUUUUUACAGGAGAAGGGGGAAUGUAGCGUUUGCUCAGUGUAGAGUACUUGAUAAAUGUUUUGCUGAUGACUGUUCCAGCUAGUAACAUUUCGGCCGUCCUCCGCCCACACACGCUUCGGCGCGGUUACAGAAUGAUUACAGUUUAGGCAUCAAAAUGUCGAGUCUAGGGUUACAGUUUUAUCGUUUGACAUUACACUCCGGGCACGCGUAUACCGAGAACGUUUCGAAUUAAAUAUAUCUGGAACGGCUUCAGACAGACAGUUUUCCCAAUCAAGUGUUUGCUAGUUAACGUGCGAUCCAAUGUAGUUUUUGAGAGAGGAAUGAAUUGCGUUUUUGGGAUGUCAUGAAUACUCCAGCAUUGUAGUAUGGAUGCCAACAUGGCCGUUAACAGCACGUUUUUUUUUGUUGCUAAAUAUUGAUAAAAUAUUGUCUUAAAAAAUGAACUGACUUCAUAAUUUUGGUAAGGUCUGGUUCGCAUUCCUAUUUUGAAUAUGUGAGAAUUACGAUGGAUUAUUUUUGGGGUCUAAAUCAUGCACCGUUUUGUUUGUAUGCCUCUGGGUAAUAUCAAGAUUUGAAUAUAUUGGCUCCAGUUUGACUGACUGUUGUCCCGUCUUGAAUAGCUUAAUACUCACGAAAUCAUGCUGCAGAAUCAAAACGGCAUGACCUGGACAUGAUUUCACAUUUGUUUAAAUUUGAGCAUAAAUUACGUCUAACCACGCUGCCAGGCCAAAUCGGAAAUGGACAAAUACCUUACGCCCCAGCCCUUUGUAAUCCCCGAGGCUAAGAAGGUGCGGCGGGACAGUUCCUCUGUGGUUGACCAGUUCUUUGGCGAAGAGCAGGGCUCCCCCUACAGCAUAAACAUGAACGUCUUCCUGCCGGACCUCACGUACCUGCGGACUGGUCUGUGCCGGCCGCAGAGGCCGCCGGUGGCCCAGGUGAAGGCCGAGCCCACCCAGCCGUUCAUGCACCCCAGCUGCCACGGCGGCAUGAGCAGCACGCUGCCGGAGUUCACCAGCAUCUUCAGCCCGUCCCCCGCCAACCCCGCCGCCGCCGACGGCAACAGCAUCUUCAUCAAGCAGGAGAUGCCGUCCCUGGACCUGGCCCAGGAGGGGCCCCUGUACCAGCUGCUCAGCUCCGAGCUGGAGGGCCCGCUGUCGGGGGGGCCCAUGCCCGCGUCCGUGUCCCCCUACGGCGAGCUGCACUUACCGCCGCCGCAGAGCGCCGGCAAGCCCUACGGCGGGAUGCGCGACGGCGCCGGGGGCGGGGCCUAUUCCCACUCCGCCCACUCCGCCCAGUUCGCCCCGCAGGCCCAGCAGAAGGCGGCCUACCUGCCCCCCUCGCCCCCCAGCUCGGAGCCGGGCAGCCCGGACAGGCAGAAGGAGCUCCUGCAGAACAUGUCGCCCCCCCCCUCGUACGCAGCCAGCAUCGCCUCCAAGCUGGGGGGGCACAGCGCCAGUCUCCCCGCUGCCCUGCCCGCGCCCCCGCAGUCCAUGCCCGUCCGCUACAACCGGCGGACCAACCCCGACCUGGAGAAGAGGCGGAUACACCACUGCGACUUCCCAGGAUGCAAGAAAGUGUACACCAAGUCGUCGCAUCUGAAAGCCCACUUGAGGACACACACGGGGGAGAAGCCGUACAAGUGCACGUGGGACGGGUGCGACUGGCGCUUCGCCCGCUCGGACGAGCUGACCCGCCACUUCCGCAAGCACACGGGCGCCAAGCCCUUCCAGUGCGCCGUGUGCAGCCGCAGCUUCUCCCGCUCCGACCACCUGGCGCUGCACAUGAAGAGGCACCAGAACUAGCCCACUGCCCCCAACUCCGCCCCUACCCCCGCCCCCAACUCCGCCCCUAACCCCGCCCCAAAUCUGCCCCCAACUCCGCCCCAACCCCCGCCCCCAAAUCUGCCCCAAACUCCGCCCCUAACCCCUUAACCCAACCCCACGCCCACCUCAACUCGAAUCCGCCCCCACCCCCUGCCUCAGCUCCACCCCCACCCCCUACCCCAACUCCACACCCAACCCUGCCCCAACUCCACCCCAAAGCUCACUCUCAAACCCUACCCCCCCAACCCAAAUCCCACCCCAACCCCACCGCCUGCCCAAAACUCCACCCCAUCCCCAAUGACCCAAACCCCAUCCCAUCCCCAACGACCCCAACCCCCAACCCCAACCCACGCCCUCCCCAACCCCAAACCUGCCCCCCAACCCUGCCCCCAACCCCAGCGAUCUGGCCACUAAACCUGCUCUUUUUAUAAACCAUGUAUAAUCAUCUGUGGGGAACUGGAACUUUUUAUAUUUAUGAUGAUUUACUGCAUACACAGUGCAAUUAUUUUAGUUUUUGCUGUUUCAGAAAUUGGAAAUUGUAUUUAAACCAUCCACACUCCUUGGCAUUUUUUAUUUUUUUAUUGGUUGCCAUCUCAAUCUUAUUUUUUAAAGUGUAUAGCCAAAUAGUUGGAUGCAAAAGUCUGAAGUCUUCUUGAUAGGAGAAUAUAUUUAGGUAUUCAAUUGUAAAUUAUUUUUUUGAUUUUUGACCAAAGCACCAGUUCAUUACAAUGAGAGUGUUUCCUAAUCAUUCAAAGAUGGUUACACAGAUAAGGUGACUCCUGUUGGCUGUAAGGUAUUGCAAACCAAAGAACAAAGCUUGGAAUUUACUUGAACAUUUUUCUUUUCCAUUUUCAGUCUCACAUAUUUGGCAUUGAGAAUAAUGACACGUUUCAACAGUUUUAAAUUGCAUACAUACAACAACAUAAACACUGAUAAUUAUGUUUUGGGACUGACGCCCAUCAUGUUUACCAAAGUCUUGUAGCCUCAGAAACACUAGAUGAUUCUGGCUUUAAUAAAUACUGUACAUUCUAAUAUACACUAUGAUUCUGGCUUUAAUACUGUACAUUCUUCUACCCAAGUACUAUUUCCAACACUACUUCCAGAAUAGCUAGAAAGCCAUUUACAUCUGUAUAUGUAACACUUAAAGUAAUACUGGGGUAAUCUUAUCAUUUAAACUUGGUGCAGCAACGAGCACUUUUUAGAAAGGGUGUUGCCAUUUUCCAAAACAUUUUACCAGAUGAAAAAGGUUUUGCAUUAUUACUGUAUGUUUGACACCAUUUUCCUUUAUCUAGUAAACUGGAAAAUGUAAUUUGAUCAUUUUAUAGCACUGGAAUAAUCACUAUCAGAACUGGGUUUCAGAGUUUUCCUCAACAGAAAAUUUGAAAGCUGAUAUUUCAAACUGGACAUAAAAUGUUGAAGUAUUUAUAACCUCAAGAGGGAAAAACAUCUCUUGCUACUGAACUUUUAAUAACGUAAUGAAUUAUUUAAAACCAUAUAGGGAUACAAAAAAAGGGAUUGUCGAGAAGAGGGAUCACACGACUUUAAACGGAUGUAUUAUUUGUACAGACUUCUUUUUACACAUAUGCAUGCGACUUACUUUUUAUUUUCUGAUUUAUGAAGCCAACUGAAUGUAGAAAAGGGUAUUUGCAUUGUCUGUAAUAUGCAUUGUGAACACAUUUCAUCCUAAGUGCCUUUGAGGUUUUCUGAAAUGCAACUGAACUGCUAAAAGGUACUUUGGAAGACGGAGACUGGAGGAGUUUCUCGUGGGGUUUACUCUUGGUAUGCUAUUAAACGGGAGCGAACUGCUGCCUAUUCUUAGCUCUUUCAAACAGUUCGGUUCCUUACCGUAAAAGUCUUUUUUUUUGUUUGUUUUUUUUUGUUUAUUUAUUGUGCCACUUAGUGAAACUAAAUCAUAUACGUAAGAUAGAUCAUUUUUGUGUAACUAAAAUGCCUUAAUGUAAAUACUUGGCAUCCAAAUGUAAAUAUUGUUUUUCAGAAGUGUUGGUUGCUCUCUUCCAAUCAUUUAAACAAAAGGGCAAGGCUGCCCUGCUUCUACAUUGCGUGACUUUUACCGUUUUAAACGACUCUGUUUUUAUAUAAUUGUUUUUGAAAAUGUUUGUGUAAACCGUACGAUGAGGUCCGCUGAAAUGGUUGUCCUACACAUCCAUCGCUGUUAAGAACUGAAUAAAAAAAAAAAAACC